This is a messenger RNA of Ectocarpus sp. CCAP 1310/34, 1521 nucleotides long. The record is from the annotation of a GenBank genome assembly. Lineage: Eukaryota; Phaeophyceae; Ectocarpales; Ectocarpaceae.
AUGGGACACAGCGACUCUUGCAAAGCCCUGGCGCCGCACCCGACCCGACCGUGGUUCAUCACCGGAGGCACCGACGGCGUCCUCAGGCUCUGGGACGCUCGCUCGAGGAGGCAGCUGAGUGCCGCCAAGCUGGUGGGCAAAGUCUGCAGCGCGGCGUUCCACCCGGCAGGGGAGCUCGUUGCCGUAGGGAGCGAAGCCGGAGACUUUCUGCUGAUGGCACUGAGACUGCCGCCGCGGCAGUCGUCCACGGCACGCCACGAGGACCCGAACCGCCGACAAGAUGCCUCCGCAAUAGAAGAAAGAGACGAGACGACGUUGGGUUUCUCGUGGGAUGUGCUCGCUCGGAAGAGAAUAAUCGGUGGUGGCGGCGGCGGCGCUAGCAGUCGCGCCCCUGGUAGAACCAGCAACAGCAACAGCAUCGACAGGAGAGCAACGCCGGUGGCUGAGCAAGGGAGCUUUCACAGGGAUGGGGGUGCCACUAACGUCCCCGUCCCCGCAAAUGCCACUUUUGCGGGCGGCGAGGAGGACUUGGCCGAAGGAGUCGGCGGCGGGGCUGCACACAACGGAGGCGGCGGCGGAGAAGGGUUUGGAGCCGACUACCGACAUCGACAACCAGGACCCGUAAACUUCGCGCCAAAACCAGACAACGACGAGAACGGCGGUAUUGCCGGCGCGUCACUGUCACCGCCGCGGCCUGCGAAAGGAAACAAGGACAGGCUCCCGUCACCUCAAUGUCGCGGUUCAUACGCGGCGAUGGGGGCAUCGGCGGCGGCAGCAGCGACAGCGGGGAAGGCGAUGAUAAGCGUCAGCGCGUUGCGCUUCUCUCCGGAUGGCGGGGUCUUAGCGGCGGCGUGUGGGAUGUCGAUAUUCCUCUACUGUGAAGCAACAGCGGCGGCACCGGCGGUGAAGGACGGGGCAGGGGCUGGAACGGCCCGGGAGGCGGCCAUGGCACCCGACAGAGACGGUCGUGUCGCCGGUGAUGGUUGCAGAAAUGGCAGAAGAAACGACGGCACCAGUGGAAUGAAAGCGAGCUACCACCGGUACGCGGUGUGCACUGGGCACGUAAGCAAGGUCAGAUCCUUUGACUUCAGCCGCGACGGGUCCGUCCUGCAAAGCAACGACGCAUCUGGCGAGCUCCUUUUCUGGGAAGCGUCGAGCGGAAAGCAGGGAUUCCGGGGCAGUUGGGUUGGUGGGGGGGCAGCGGACGGAGGAAGAGGGGAGGACGCCGGGGCGGGUGUUACAGCAGUGUGUCGUUCGAAGGCGGAGGACGUGAUGGCGGCGGGCGACGGGAACGGGUGCAUCAGGGUUAUGCGCAACCCCGCUCCCUUGGGCGGCGAGGCCCGGAUGAACUGGGGGCACAAGUCGGCGAGUGGAGUGUCGGGGGUAUCGUUUCUCUGCGACGACCGCAGGCUGGUCUCCGUCGGUGGCACAUGUGUCUUCGUCUGGAGGCAAGUGGUUCUGCACGUGCGGCGUCCAUCCUCACACGGUGAAACGAGGCAGAACAACGACCGCGACGACUAG